Messenger RNA from Linum trigynum, 1689 nucleotides. Lineage: Eukaryota; Viridiplantae; Streptophyta; Magnoliopsida; Malpighiales; Linaceae. The record is from the annotation of a GenBank genome assembly.
AGACCUGAUACAGAAGGCAAAAUGAGGAUUACUGUGUAAAAGAAUCCUGCAAAAUUGGAAAUCCCCUGCCUGGUGAAAAGGAAAGAAUCCCUGAAGUUUCCCAACAAUUCCUGAAACCAAAAACAACUAACAAAACCAAUACUAGCUCUCUUUAUUCCUUCCACACUCUGUUAUUUUUUUCAUUUCCUUCAUCAAUGGCAGAACAGAGGCAGUUUCGCUUCCGCCUUCCUUGGCUGUCUGCCUCCGCGACUCCACCUCGUGUCACGACCCCACCCCGUCCUGUGCCUGAACCGGAAGCUCCACGUCCGACACCAGUGGAAAUCCGAGCCCCGCCACAACCUACCGCCUCCAUUUCCACCCAACGCUCACCUUUCCGGCCAGCAGGAAUUGCUCCUCCACCACCGGCAGCAGCACCACAAGCUCAGCGGUCUUUGUCUCCACGUCAGACGACCACUGAAACUCGGCCAGCGUCUCCUGUCAGAACACAGCAUCAGGGUAGCUCCGUCCCACCGUCGCCUUCCCCUUCAGCGGCAGCAGAAUCCAAGGUUGCCUCGCUUCCUUCUCCAUCGAAGAAACCCCAAUUAUCCAUUUCUGUUGAAGAACCGAAGCCCGCGGAGCAUCAAUCAAGGGAGGAAAUGAUUGCCCCAAAGACACAGAAUUGGGGAGCAGAGCCUCAGCAGAAAGCAACUUCAGAAGUAAAAAAGCCAGAGCCAGCAGCCCACAUUAAAAGUCCUGCUCGUUUCUCCCCAUUCUCCAGAGCAUCAGAGGAACGCAAGCAGAAUAUCAGAACAGAGGGGGAAAGCGAUGCCCCUUCUUCGGAAGACAACAGCCUGAGAAACAGAGUCGCCGCAUUUCUUUCCUCUAAUGCAAAUGCAACACAGGCCAGAGAUCCCGUGAAACAAGGUCAGGAGGAGAAAGAAGAGACCGGAGAAAGGAAGAAGCCAGUGACAGAGAAGGUCGAAGGAGUAAGUUCUAGUCAAUCUAGGGUCAGGAAGAGUGCAACAACCGCCAAUGGAGGAGAGCAAGUUCCACUGCACAAAGAGAUCAAAGAGGAUAUCUCGAAGCUCGUCCAGAAGCUCGGCAUGGGAAACAUGAAGCAUCCAAUGGGUGGGGAACAACGACCAGUCAGCAUCGUCACUCUGGCCGGAGAAAACAUGGGAGCUACCAUUCUUUUAGGAGGUGAUCCAGAGAGGAAAGGCGGCUCGCUCCACAUUCACCGCGGGUACAAGACAAAUCCAGAUGACAGGAUAGAAUCUACCACCGAUGGCGAAGGAGUGAACGAAAGAGCAUCACCAAUGGCAUACAUCAACAGCAACACACAGAGCAUCAACAAUUCGAUCCUGCUAGAUAGCAUGGUGAACGAAAGAGACCCAGGAGUUCACUUUUCUCUAUCUCGCAGUAAUCAACCAGAACUCAACAGAUCAGCCAUUGACGAAGAGGCUCAGACGCGCAGAGCAGAGUUCAAUCCUACACCAUCCGAGAAGCUUACAUACGAACCUCGAUUGAGAAGAAGGUGCUUAAGAGGAUUGUUCAUGGAAACGAGUGAUUCUGAACCGGACAAUCCUGAUAAACCAAGGAGACAUGGCUGCAGAGCUUAUGGCUUUGGUCAAACCAGCAAACACUAAGACGUUGGAGUUCUGUAAACUAUCAUUACAAAGCUAAGGGGAGAAAUAAGGAUGCACAGUUCAU